Messenger RNA from Guyanagaster necrorhizus, 457 nucleotides. RefSeq lists its product as uncharacterized. The record is from RefSeq and is a predicted model, not a curated record. The transcript has a single exon. Bases 134 to 406 code for a protein of 90 amino acids. Lineage: Eukaryota; Fungi; Basidiomycota; Agaricomycetes; Agaricales; Physalacriaceae.
GCCACUCGCGUGGAAUCUUGAAUUUGCCAGUGCGACAAGUACAGAGAAUAAGCAUAAAAUAUGUACAUAAUAUAUUCUUUUUCAGUUCUACAUUUAAGACGAGUCAGCGUGAAAAAUGAAGAUAAAGAAAUAGAUGGCCAUAUUGUCCAGGUGCUCUUCAGGUCGUCGAAGGGUUCUACGUAGAGGCAGAUAUCGUUUGCUGGUACUACCAAGAGGUAGAUGGGCACGAGACCUGGAUAACGGCGCAGGAUUUCACAAAUUACCUCGAUUCCCUGCUCAGAACUCUCAUUCUCGGUUUCCGUUGUUGUCCACAGGAUAUACAGGACUGUUGGAUCUGGGGUCGCCUUGGUCUGGCUGUGUAACAGGUUAUGGCCAAAGAAUAACCCAUCAAACAAGAUGUCUUUAGUGACCUUGCGAGAAAUAGUUAAGUCGCAAAGAAUCUCCGUCACGGAAGAAA